Molecule: messenger RNA, 784 nt
Organism: Saccostrea cuccullata (small rock oyster)
Lineage: Eukaryota; Metazoa; Mollusca; Bivalvia; Ostreida; Ostreidae
Product: glutathione S-transferase kappa 1-like
Exons: 9
Coding region: 11-784 (257 amino acids)
Biological process (GO): glutathione metabolic process
Cellular component (GO): peroxisome; mitochondrion
Molecular function (GO): glutathione peroxidase activity; glutathione transferase activity
Source: RefSeq, a predicted model, not a curated record
GUAAAACAAGAUGGCGGCGCCCAUGAAGAAAACUGUCGAACUUUUCUAUGAUGUUGUUUCGCCAUAUACAUGGAUUGGUUUUGAAGUUUUGUGUCGAUACAGAACAAAAUGGCCAAAUAUGGAUCUGCAGCUGAAACCCUUCUUUCUGGGAGGAGUCAUGAAAGAAUCAGGAAACAAACCCCCUGCCAUGGUACCAAAUAAAGGUUCCUACAUGAUAAAAGACAUUCAGAGACUGGGAAAAUAUUAUGGAAUUCCACUGAAACAACCCAAGGAUUUUGCCAGUGUAAUGUUUGGUACACUUCCAGUACAAAGAUUCCUGACGGCGGUGGACAUGACCAAUCCAGAAUACACCGAGGAACUCUCCAGACAGUUCUGGUUCCGAAUUUGGAAAAAUGAUGAACCAGUAACUGAACCUCAGCAUUUUGCAGAGGCAGCUAAAAAAGCUGGAAUGAGUGAGGAUGAUAUAUCCUCAGCUCUAAAGAGAAUGAGUGAACCAGAUGUAAAGAACAGACUAACUCAGUACACAAAACAGGCAUUAGAUGAUGGGGCCUUUGGAAGCCCAUGGAUUAUUGCACACAUUAAUGGGAAAAAGGAAUCCGUCUUUGGGUCAGAUAGAUUUCCAAUAUUAGCCAUGUUAUUAGGCAAGAUUCCCAAGUCUCAUUUAUGGAAAGCCUCAUCUUCGCUAGCAAAGGGAGACGAUCCAAUUCACUCCUCUCCUCCAGAGGAAAGAGGAGUAGAUCAUCACCCUUGGCUAGCGGAGAUGGAGGAAGUCUUGAUAGAAUAG